AUGCUCAUAACAAACCCCCUCCACUCCCUCCAAAUCACCGCCCUCCAACUCCCCGCCUUCCUCUCCAUCCCCAACACCUCCCUCCACCAUUUCCCCCUCCUCAUCUACCACUCGGCAUUCCCGCCACAAACAUGCACAGUCGACGAUGUGACGCUGCAGCUCGAAUCUGUCGGCGUCGUGGAACCUGCUUGGGUGUACUCUUUUCCGGACGAUGGGGGCAGGUUUCAUUCGGGCACGCAUGAGGUGCUGGUGAUCAUCUCGGGCAGGGGGCGCAUGUCCUUCGGCGGGCCUGAAUACGCCCCGGAUGAGUUGAAGGAGAGUGAAAAAAACCUGGCGAGGACAGAGCUGGUAGUCGCCCAGGGGGAUGUGGUGGUAGUACCAGCGGGCGUCGCCCAUGGGCUAGAAGAAGAUCUGGACGGGGAUUUCAAAGUCGUCGGGGCAUACCCGCUAGGCUUGGGUAACUGGGAUUCUCUCACACUCGACUAUGAAAAAUUUGGAGAGGAAGGCGAAGAACAAAAAAGCAAGCCGGAUGGUGGCAAACGCAAGUUGAGGACGAGAGAAGAGGUGGAAGAGACGGUUCGGGCGGUGGAAUGGUUUGAGGGGGAUCCGAUAUAUGGCGAUGUUGGGCCGGUGGUGGAUGUGAAGAAGAAGAUGGAGGAUUAA
Cryptococcus wingfieldii CBS 7118 is the source of this 663-nucleotide messenger RNA. RefSeq lists its product as hypothetical. The record is from RefSeq and is a predicted model, not a curated record. The transcript has a single exon. Bases 1 to 663 code for a protein of 220 amino acids. NCBI's taxonomy places the organism in Eukaryota, Fungi, Basidiomycota, Tremellomycetes, Tremellales, Cryptococcaceae.